Molecule: messenger RNA, 1082 nt
Organism: Haliaeetus leucocephalus (bald eagle)
Lineage: Eukaryota; Metazoa; Chordata; Aves; Accipitriformes; Accipitridae
Product: cytoplasmic phosphatidylinositol transfer protein 1-like
Exons: 9
Coding region: 135-1082 (315 amino acids)
Biological process (GO): phospholipid transport
Cellular component (GO): cytoplasm
Molecular function (GO): phosphatidylinositol transfer activity; phosphatidylinositol binding
Source: RefSeq, a predicted model, not a curated record
GAGGCUGCCGAGCGCCGUCCCCCCACUCUCACCGCACCCUCCGGGUCCCCCCAGAAUGAGCUGUGCCCCCGCCAACGCCAACGCCUCUGCCUGACCCCUUCCCUGCCUGCCCUGCCUGCCCUGCCCGUGCCACCAUGCUCAUCAAGGAGUACCGCAUCUGCAUGCCGCUCACCACCGAGGAGUACCGCGUAGGGCAGCUCUACACCAUCAGCAAGCAUAGUCACCAGGAGAGCGAGAAGGGCGAGGGUGUGGAGGUGGUGAAGAACGAGCCCCACGAGGACCCCAUCCACGGCCCCGGCCAGUUCACCGAGAAGCGCGUCCACCUCUCCAGCAAACUGCCGAGCUGGGCACGGGCGGUGACCCCCCGCAUCUUCUACAUCACGGAGAAGGCCUGGAACUACUACCCCUACACCAUCACUGAGUACACGUGCUCCUUCCUGCCCAAGUUCUCCAUCUACAUCGAGACCAAGUACGAGGACAACUGCGGUGACAGUGAGAAUAUCUUCCGCAGCGAUAAAAUCCUGGGUGACCACGAGGUCUCCUUCCUGGACAUCGCCUUUGACGAGAUCCCCGAGCGUUACUACCGCAGCUUGGAGGACCCCCGUUUCUUCAGCUCGGCCAAGACGGGCCGGGGGCCGCUGCGGGAGGGCUGGCGUCAGCACACCAAGCCCAUCAUGUGCUCCUACAAGCUGGUGAGCGUCAAGUUCGAGGUGUGGGGGCUGCAGACGCGGGUGGAGCAGUUUGUGCACAAGGUGAUCCGGGACAUCCUGCUGAUCGGACACCGGCAGGCUUUCGCCUGGGUGGACGAGUGGUGCGGGAUGACAAUGGAGGAGGUGCGGCGCUACGAGCGGGAGACGCAGGAGGCCACCAACGAGCUCAUCGGCCUGGUGGCACCCACCAUCUCGGUCAGCGAGGUGGGGCAGCCCACGGCCACGCACUCGGCCCCCGCCAGCGCCCCGUCCACCCCCCUCAGCGACGAGGCCCCCGAUUUCCUCGCUCCUCCCAAGACUCGCCCGCGCAAGAAGUCGGCGCCGGAGACCCUGACGUUGCCUGCGCUGCGGGAACGCGCCAGUGCCGAGUGA